Messenger RNA from Amphibalanus amphitrite, 3879 nucleotides. RefSeq names its product protein ECT2-like. The transcript has 23 exons. The record is from RefSeq and is a predicted model, not a curated record. Lineage: Eukaryota; Metazoa; Arthropoda; Thecostraca; Balanomorpha; Balanidae. Gene Ontology annotation, biological process: intracellular signal transduction; nervous system development; activation of GTPase activity. Gene Ontology annotation, cellular component: nucleus; cell cortex. Gene Ontology annotation, molecular function: GTPase activator activity; guanyl-nucleotide exchange factor activity. Bases 86 to 3076 code for a protein of 996 amino acids.
ACCUGCAUGCGAAGGAGUGGGCAGCAACACUCAGACAUAUAUUUUAAAGUUGUUCAUUACUAAGACAAAUGCAUGACUGGUGACAAUGGAAACUGACAAGCCACCAGCAGGAGCACAAAAAAAUGAACUGGCUAGCCUGCGGCUGUGCGUUACUGAGCCGUCCUUCUCAGAGGAUCCCAGGGUCAUUCACGCAGCAGAGGUUCUGAAGCUGCCUAUAACGACAAAAUCAAUAGAGGAGUGUCUGGCAGAUACAGAAUACGAGACAAUCUUUCUAGUCAAGGAGUUCGAUGGCGACCUUUACACCCAUCUCGUGGAAUCCGAGGGAGUUGUGGUGGGUCGGCCGGCUCUGCUCGACAUCGUGGCGCGCCACAUCCCCAUGCCGAACCUGGCGCGGCCCCUCUACUCUGCGGCCAUGAAGGACGUCACCAUGUGCUUCACCGGCUUCAGGAUGCGGCAGCAGCUGAAACGUCUGGUGGACCUGGUACACCACCUGGGUGGCUCGGUGCGCCGCGAGGUCGGACCCAACAUCACACACGUCGUGGCCAACGCCUGCUCCGGAGACAAGUACAGGUACGCGGUGACGUUUGGCCUGCCCGUGCUGCGAGACACCUGGAUCGAGACUGUGUGGCAGCGGCGAGAGGAGCUGGGACUGAUCGCCACGCACAGAGAUAUCAUGGCGCCGCACAGGGUGCGGCCGUUUUUCGGCGCGCGAGUCCGCCUGCUGGGCUUCUCGUCCGAGGAGAGGGAGCACAUGGCAGAGGUGCUGGUAGACAACGGCGGUCAGCUGGCCAGCGAGGAGCCCGGCGCCGAGCCCUGCACCCACCUGGUGGUGGACGACAGCACGGUGCAGGAGCUGCCGGAGCCGCCGCCCGAGCGCGCGCACCUGGUCAAGGCCGAGUGGUUCUGGGCCUGCAUUCAGAUGGACGCCGCUGCCGACGAGAGCAUGUACCGCUUCCAGACCCCACCGGCCCGGGAGGUGCCCAGCCCGGCGGCGGCCACCCUCCUCAUGCCCACCAUCACCCCGAGCUCGCGCACCACCCGCAAACGGAAGCGGCUCCGCGAGACGCUGCACCAGCUGGCGCGCGACACGCCCAGCCCGGCCGUGACGUCACCCACCGGCGGCCAAUCGCAGCCGACGGCCAAGCGGCGCUCGUCCAUCACCGACAUCAACCUGCUGUCGACGUCGGGCUCAUUCUUGGACGCCACGCCGGGCGGAGACACCGACACCUCGACCUUCGCCGAUGGCACCUCACCUGCGCUGGGCGCGUCGCCGGCGCUGGCGGCCGACCUGCGCUCCAUGUCGCCGCGGCAGCAGGUGUUUCACGAGCUGCUGCAGACCGAGACCAACUACGUCAAAGUGCUGCACACCGUGGUGACGCUGUUCAAGGAGCCACUGGAGGGCGCUGAUCAGGUGGGCGGGCCUCUGCUGGAGCCGCCCGACAUUAAGAUCAUUUUCGGCAACAUCCCGCCCAUCUACGAGGUGCACUGCCAGCUGCGCGACGACCUGGCGGCCAUGGCCGGCCGCUGGCGCGACGAGCUCUCGGUCGGCGAGGCCGUCAUCAAAUACGGUGACGACCUGAUGCGCUCCUACCCGCCGUUCGUCAACUUCUUCGAGAAGUCGAAGGAGACGCUGGUGCGGCUGGACCAGGCGCGGCCGCGCUUCCACGCCUUCCUCAAGAUCAGCCAGAGCAAGCCCGAGUGCGGCCGCCAGACGCUGCAGGAGCUGCUGAUCCGGCCCGUCCAGCGACUGCCCAGCAUGAUCCUGCUCCUCAACGACAUUCUGAAGCACACGCCCAAAAGCCACCCGGACCACCAGAAGCUGGAGGAGGCCCUGGCCAAGAUCAAGGAGGUGAUGACCCACAUCAACGAGGACAAGCGGCGCACCGAGGGUCAGAUGGCGCUCUUCAACAUCUUCAACGACAUCGAAAACUGCCCGGCCCACAUUGUGUCGUCCCACCGGUCGUUCGUCACACGCUGUGAUGUGGUGGAGAUCAAGGGUGACGGUCUGAGCGGCCGCGGCGACCACCUCAUCAUGUUCCUGUUCUCCGACAUGCUGGAGGUGUGUAAGAAGCGGGCGCGGUACAACUCGCUGCGCUCGCCGUCGGCCGUCAGUUUGCAGGCGGCGGCGCGCUCCUUCAAGCCGUACAAGCACGUGGAGCUGAUGCCGCUGGCGCACAUCAAGCGCGUGGUGGACAUCCGCGAGACGGAGGGUAAGGCGGCGGCGUGGGGCGGACGCUCCGCCGCCGGCCGGCGCCUCUCCUCGGUCUCCUUUGCCAGCCUGGUGUCGGCGGCCUCGUCCGAGUCCUCGCUCCUCUCAGAGUGUCACAACGUGUUCACGCUGAUCUGCCGGAGCAACCAGGAGCUGAAGGAGCGCCACUACACGUUCACCAUCAGCUCCGAGGACGUGCAGAAGGAGCAGUUUCUGCGCACACUCUGCAGGCAGAUGGCGCACGUCACCUGCCGCGCUGACGCCGAGAACUUCCUGACGGUGCUGGACCCGCAGCACCUGGACAUCGAGAGCAGCGAGGUGGCCGGGUCGAGCACACUCAGCCGCGUCUCAAAGUUCGCCACCAAGACGGGUCGCAAGGUGGGGCGCGCGUUCAGCUUCAAGCAAACGCCCAACAAGCUGCGCCGGGCCGUGUCGACCGUCAUCAGCCCGUUCCAGGGCGGCACACCGUCCGGGCCCAUGUCCGAGAUGAGGAUGGCCUCCUCCUCCAACCUGAGGCGUCUGAUCCACCAGUCGUCAGCGGCGCUGCUGCCCUCGCCGUCCCGGCCGCCGCCGGCGCCGCUACCCAGCCUAGAGGCUAGCGCGUGCUCAGAAAGUGUCCAGACGUCGACCCAGCGACGCCGCUCGCUGCGUUCAGCGGCGCCGCCACCAUGCCCCACCCCCAGUCUACAACGCCUCUCUCAUCUAAGAAGAAGUUUAAGGCAAGCUCGCUGGGGUAUUCAGCGUCAAAGCUCCUGUAGCCGGCGCGGCAGUGACGGCGUACCGCCGCUGCCGGAGCGCAGCCUGCCGCGGCGGCUGGCGCGCGCGCUCAGCCUCACCGGCGUGCAGGGCUCGGCGGCGCCCGGCUGACAGCGACACUUUGUGAGCACGCGCCCGUCCCGGUGCCGGGGCGGUCUGUACAUACGGGGAGAGUGGGGCCGGCAGCAGCCAGCCGCCGGCCCGGAGCGUCUGUGUGCGUGUGUGCGUGACGGGCCUCUGAGGACCUCUGAGGCCCGUCGGGGUAUUUAUACUCGAUUAAGUAACGGGACCACUGCUGCGUAGCGUGCCGAGCCGACCUGGCCCGCGGUGGGAGUGUUUUCUGUUGACCGCUGGCUGCGCGGGGCGGCUCCCUCGGCCGCGGCCGGACCGGCCUGCCCGCGGAUGGUGCAGUCGGGACGGACGGCGGACGGGCCCCGCUUAGUCACCCAUCUAUCAGCGCGCGUUUUCUGGGUAUCAGCCAUGACUCACUUCUUGUUGUCGAUCUGUGUGAGUGCGUCGAGUGCCUGCGAUCGAGCCGGGUUGCAGUGUGAUUGGACAGUGAGGCGCCCGGCGAGCCCGUGAUAGGCGAGACGUGGCGUGCUGGUGCGAGUGUGCUGGCGAGAGAUGUAGGUACUAAUGGACGGAAUUUCGACAGGCGGCGCCUGUCGACGUGUGACCUCAUGUGCGGCGCCUGUCGUACGCUCAGAGAUUAUCCGGCUCGUGAGUGUGUGUGACUAGAAACUGCCCUCGCUUCGGGAAUGAUACUAUUCAUCAUCUUCUGUUAUACUCGUGUGUAUCAAGCGCCUGCGCCAGUGAUUCGCUGCAUUUACGUCAAAUCGCCAAACUAGGUCCGUUCUAGGUUUUAUACCGGUUGUCCUGUGAGGAUCUGAAUACAUUAGUAGUGCUUUCUAUUA